This is a messenger RNA of Cicer arietinum (chickpea), 2606 nucleotides long. Lineage: Eukaryota; Viridiplantae; Streptophyta; Magnoliopsida; Fabales; Fabaceae. The record is from RefSeq and is a predicted model, not a curated record.
AUCUGAAAAUACUGCAAUAUGAUGGUUUCCUCCUUCCACGUAUAUGCAAAGUCCAUGGUACGGUCGCUCUUAGAAGACUUUAGAAGCUUUUUCUACCAAAAAGAAAAGAAAAAGAUUCUAGAAGCUGAGCUGGAAUGGAAAGCGCUCUUACAACCCGUAACCGAUUCAAGUAGUUUGUUGUAACUUGUAACGGUAAAAGAACGACGGUUAGUUACUCUUCGUUCCCGCUUCAUUCAAUCACGAGUUCGUUAGACCCUGAAUCUUGAGAGUAUCUCGUUCGCAAUUUCACACUUUCAACUCUCUUUCUUUUCUUUCUCUGAUUCUUUUCUUGUGCUCUCUCCAUCUUUCGUUUUCCGUUUUUCACACAUUUGCAAGUGAAGGUUUGUGAAAAUGCCUCUCGGACAUGCACUAGAUAAUAGAUUUGCGCAAUUGUGCGGUAUAGAGGUACCGUUCUCCUUCGACGUUAAACGUGCUCUUGAUAUCAAUGUCCGUCAUGGAGACUUCGAUUUCCUUUUUUGUCCUCUGAUGUAUACAGGUUAUGCGCCAAACAAGGAUAAAGCUCUUACCCUCAAUCGACAGCUUCUGCCAUAUGCUGGGGUAAACACGGGCGUUACCUACGGUCAAUGGGCUGGUCUUGUAUUUGCAAAAAUUAGUCCCACAUGGUUAGACUUGGAUUCAGAAGAUGAAAAUGUUAGGGUGAAUGCUGAAGCUAUUCUGAAACAACAAAUAGAAUGGGCUUCCUAUCUCUCUGUUAAGCAUUGCGUUCUUCCAACUCCUGAUGGAAAUUCUUGUGCUAACUAUGCUAAGUGUGUGAAUCAAAUCUUACAGGGCCUUAAGAACAUGGAGAGUGCGAUGAAGUUGUUGCUUAGGAUUCCAGUUGGGAUGUCCAAUGACGACUACCGUCCAUUAUCCAAUGCUUUGGUUGAUUCAUGGGAAACAUGGAAUUCCUUCCGUAUGCUCUGUGAUCAUCAUAGUCAGUUGGUGGUCGCCCUUGAUAUUAAGAGAGUCCUGCCUCCAGAGAACUCACUAAAACGCUGGUUUGGGGAGCCAGUCACUGCUGCAAUAUUAGAUACAGAAAUCUUUUUAACUAAGGCCCGUGGUAAUACUUUAUACCUUCCAAAGCGUCAUCAGAAGUUAAUUGCUGACUUGUUUCACCUUGAUACACGGAUCGUUAUAUCUGAAAUAAAAGUUCCUACCAGUGCUCAAUCCGCUGCAGGUUCAAAAUCACAGCCUUUACUGGCAUACUGGAGCCAAGUUAGUAAUAUAUACAAACAAAGGGACCCUGUUUCUGAGCAAGAACGUUCCGAGUUUUAUACCCGGGACAUUUUACAGCCAUCCUUAAGACCUUCAAGGAAUUAUUCACAUGCGAUAAGCUAUGACGAUCAUGAGAAAGAUUUAGUGAAAUAUCUUCAUUACGAGAUAGCAAUUAGUAGAGCAUUGCUGGAGAGGGUUCCCGAUGAAAGGGCGUCUGUGAUCGCCACGGUAUUGGUGGUGGUUGGUGCAGGGCGUGGACGUCUUGUACAUGCAUCGUUAAAGGCAGCUGAAAGAACUGGGCGGAAGCUAAGAGUUUAUGCCGUGGAGAAGAAUCCACAAACAGUCAUUGCACUUGAUGAAUUAAUUCGGGCAAACAACUGGGAUAAUACGGUUUCCGUAGUCUCAAGUGACGUGCGUGACUGGAGUGCCCCUGAAAGAGCUGACAUAUUGGUUAGUGAUUUUUUAGGCUCUUUUGGUGACAAUGAGCUGUCUCCUGAAAGCCUAGAUGCUGCCCAAAGGUUUCUAGAGAAAGAUGGAAUUUCAAUACCAUCUUCGUACACAAGUUUCCUCCAACCAUUGACAGCUCCAAAGUUAUAUCAAGAAGCUAAGGCACGUAAAGAUAUUUUACACUCAGAAUCUGCUUGUCUUGUGAAUUUACACAAUGUGGCACGGCUUACGCCUUCGCAGCAGGUUUUUACCUUCAGUCAUCCAAAAUGCUCUGAUAAUCAAAGCAACCAGCGGUAUCAGAAGUUGGAAUUUAGAAUACCUACUGACACUGGGUCAGCAAUGGUUCAUGGGUUUGCUGGAUAUUUCAAUGCGACUCUAUAUAAGAGUGUGUUAUUUGGAACUGAACCUUCAACCAUGACGCCAAAUUUGAACACUUGGCUUCCCAUGUUUUUCCCGUUACGGACGCCAAUUUGUGUGCAUCGCGGCUCUAUUCUAGAAGUUCAUUUCUGGCGCUGUGUUGAUUCUAGAAAGGUCUGGUAUGAGUGGUGUGUUACAUCUCCUUCUUCAUCUCCAAUUCACAAUUGUAAUGGUCGCUCAUGCUGGAUGGAUCUUUAAUAUAACGCAAAUGACAUUUCAAAAACGAAGCCAUUUAGUCCUCAUACUAACUACAUACUGACUUUUUGGGAAGUCGUGUCUCACCAGUAAGCUUAAUAUCAAAUCAUUUUUAGAAGUCAGGUACAAAAAGAUGAUUGAGAUGAUUUAUCGGUUUACCAUCCUACUGUAUCAUUGAGUAUAGAUUCUUGGAAAUUUGACGCAUACAAUUGGAAUUCUCAAUCUAGAACGGUUUGUAUAACAUUUUUUCAGUUGGCUUAUUAAUUAUUUUUUGGACUAAAGACCCAAUUUAA